This is a messenger RNA of Ilyonectria robusta, 585 nucleotides long. RefSeq lists its product as uncharacterized. The record is from RefSeq and is a predicted model, not a curated record. The transcript has 4 exons. NCBI's taxonomy places the organism in Eukaryota, Fungi, Ascomycota, Sordariomycetes, Hypocreales, Nectriaceae. Bases 1 to 585 code for a protein of 194 amino acids.
AUGGAAACUCUCGGCAUCGAUCCACAACUGCAGGAUCCUGACCGUCACGAUUACGGCUAUGUCCCGGUACCACCGGUGAUUUCCGCGCAGAUCACCAUUAUCGCUGAGACUCUGUUCUUCAGGUUGCUAAAGCGGCUAGACAGGCUUAUCGGGACUAAGAACCUUGGUGCUUGGUUCACCACUUACCUGGUCUGCAUGCUUUUACUACACAACUGCGCCCUCAUCACCGGAUACAACUUCCGAAAAGCGAAGAAUCUGCGACUCAGCCAAAGAUAUGUCGCUGCGGACGUCCUGAGAGACCUUCAUGGUAGUGCCAACAUUUUAUUGACCUACUACCAUUGCUGUGUCAAGGCCAACGUCCCCUUCGCAGCGGGAUGGAAGUCACCCCGAGACAUCGAGGCAGCAAAGUUGACAAAGGACGAAGUUGACUUCCUUGUUUGGUCGUACCAAGAGUCUCGGAGAAUGGCGCCCCUGUUUCAGGAAAUCAAGGAAAGCAACAUGUUUCAUCAUGAGUACUACUUCAUUUCUCAGCUGUUUGACGACCAGUGGGUCCUACCAACAGCAACAAUUGCUUCUGUCCAGUAA